CAACGAAAGCCCAAACCCAAACCAAGAAACCUCUUCCUGAUUUUUUUUUAAUAUAUAAUAAAAGCAACCCUUUCGCCCGAUCUCAAGCUCUCUCUUUUUUUUUGGGUUCUCACUCAGCAAAUUCCGCCGUCGCGGCCGCUCUUCUGUCUUCCGAACAGCGAUUCCCUUCAGCCUUGCCCGCCGGCGGCAAGUUUGUCCUUCCCUGCUCUUAUCUCUUUAACGCAUCAGGACGUUUUCCGCCUUCAACUCUCUCUCCGUCGGCGGGAGAGUAAUAAAAAGAGACUGAUUUGAUUGUUUCAGCUCGUAAAUACAAGAGAUGACGAUGCAGGCUGAAGAUCCUGUUCCCUCUCCCACUGCUCAGUUGGUUGGGAAUGCCUUUGUUGAGCAGUACUACAACAUGCUCUCGAAAUCGCCCGAUGUGGUUCAUAAGUUUUAUCAGGACUCCAGUGUCAUGAGCAGGCCAGUUGCUGAUGGCUUGAUGUCGUCUGUCUCAACUAUGGCUGGUAUCAAUCAGAUGAUCCUGUCUCUGGAGUACAAAGACUGUGAGGUCCAGAUACUGACAGCUGAUUCUCAGAAAUCAUUUGGGGAUGGAGUCAUCGUUCUGGUGACUGGUUUCCUCACCGCAAAGGAUGGGCUGAAGCGGAAAUUCACCCAAUUAUUCUUUCUUGCUCCACAAGAUAAUGCUGGAUUCUUUGUCUUGAACGAUGUUCUGAGGUAUGUCGAUGAAGAAGAAUUGCUAGCUGUGAAGGGUUCCGAGGUUGCUGCUGAUACUGCUCCUGUUGUUACCCCUGAACCUGAGCCUACUCCUUUCACCAAUCAUGUUGUGGUGGAGCAAGAAACUGCUACUGUUUCUGCUGAAGAUACCAUACCCGUCAGCAAUGAAGCUAGUCUUCAGCUGGACAAUGGUGACAUUGCUGUUGCAGAGAAAGAUUAUGUAUCAAAUAGUGUUGCUGAGGCUGCAGAAAUUGUUGCUGCUAUUCCAAAGGCUGAAGUUGCAACUCAGGAAGCAAAUCAUCACCAGCUGUCUGAGACAGCUGCUACCCCUACGGCGACGGAGGAUGCUCCCAAGAAGUCUUAUGCUUCAAUUGCCAACCAAUUGAACUACAAGCCCCAGCCAUUCCAGCAGAGGAUUGCACCACCAAAACCUGUUGUCCUUGCUCCUGUUGCUGCUGCAGCACCAGCAGCUGCACCAACAGAUGCUCCAGCUCCUCGUCCUGCUAGAAACAACUCCGUCGAAAGGAACAACAAUUUCACUGGGAAGGGCCACCCUAUCUUUGUUGCCAACCUGCCAAUGGAUGCAACUCCUGAACAGCUGUACGAGAUUUUCGAGAAAUUCGGGCCCAUCAAGUCCGGCGGCGUCCAAGUCAGAAGCUACAAGCAAGAGAAGAACUGUUUUGGGUUUGUGGACUUCGAAUCAGCUAGCUCCAUGGAGAAAGCCCUUGAGGCUGGGACCAUGAUGAUUGGCAACCGGGAAGCUCAUAUCGAGAAGAAGAAAGCUGCUGGGGAAGCCGGGAAGUUUGCACCGAGAAGGGGCGGUUACAGGAACGACGGCUUCAGGGGCCGCGGUGGGAGCUUUGUUGGAGGACGUGGUGGAGGGUAUGGGAAGGGUGAGUUUGAGAACCAGCAGGGCGGUGGCAAUUUCUCAGGUCAUGCGAGAGGUGGUGGUGCUGGACGCAACGGCGAGGCGAAGGUUUAUCAGAACGGAGGUGUGAGAGGAGCCCGUCAAACUAGACCGGCGCCACCUGCUGCAGGCGCCACUCCUGCUGCUGCAGGCGCCGUUCUAGGUGGAAAGAAUUAGUCUUUUCGUGGUUUUUCUCCUUCCUCAAAUUUUGCUUCAUCUUCUUUUCGGUCAUUUUAGUUCUUUUUUUCGGCCUCUCCUUCCGCUGACAUUCUUAUAGGGAAAAACAUUAUUUAGAAGACUAGACGUUGCGGCAUUCUGUAGGGUUAUUUGUUUUGUUUUACUUUGUGGCUGCAAUCAGUGUUUGGCUGUUCGGUAGAGGUUUCUUUCGUUGAUUUUUUUGGCCUCUAUGGCUAAAAGUUAUAAGGCAGACAGUCAAGUGAACUGGAAAUGUACUAUUAUUAGUCUAAUACCCAUUAGCGGUCUUUUAUUUGAAGGAUUAUUCGUUAUUUCGUGGCUUAA
Messenger RNA from Linum tenue, 2140 nucleotides. NCBI's taxonomy places the organism in Eukaryota, Viridiplantae, Streptophyta, Magnoliopsida, Malpighiales, Linaceae. The record is from the annotation of a GenBank genome assembly.